UGAUUGGCUGCCGUUGUGAGUUCAGAGGUUAGCUUAUUUGGUAAUGUUGUUAUGUACCCAGCUGCUGAGAUGUGUGUUAUCUGUUCAUUAUUGUAACAGCUGUUGCUCUUUGAGACUUCUGUUACAUAAAAGUAGUGCACGAAUGUGCUAUCGCUUGAUCAUUUGAUUCGUUUUGCACUUUUACACAUUUGUUUUGAUCGGUGAUAACUUCGACAUGCUAAUGCUAGCUGUAUAGCUACGUAGCUUGGUGAGAAGUCUCCUAAAUGUCAUGUUGUAUCGAAACCUGACCUUGUAGUAGCAGUGAGCUGGAAGGCGACUAGAAUGGCUUCUGCCAGAGCUAUGACAUCAACCAGGCUUCUGUGUUUAUUCAAUACUACAGCAGCAGGCUCCAUCAAAACAUUAGCCAGGACAGGGUGCAGAGUGUGUCUUACAAGAAAUAUGAGCAGUUCACCUCCAAGGCUGCAAGGCUGCAUGUCAGCAUGGACCAUUGAUCAGUAUGGCAGUAAUGGUGUUCUGAAGUACACAGAAGAAAUCACCGUUCCCACGAUUAGUUCUGCCACUGAGGUGAUGAUUAAAGUCCAUGCAGUGAGUCUCAACCCCCUUGAUGUAGCUAUGAGGGGUGGCUAUGGGGCUAAACUGCUGAAGUUAAGAAGAGAUCCAUUAUCUGUGAUGGACAAUGACAGUGAGUUUCCUCUCAUUCUUGGUCGUGAUUUGUCUGGUGUAGUAGUGGACUGUGGAUCUGGGGUUACCCAUUUUGCCCCGGGAGAUGAGGUGUGGGCUGCUGUUCCCCCAUGGAAACAAGGCAGCCUGGCCGAAUAUGUGACUCUAACAGAGUAUGAGGUUUCCCAUAAGCCAAAAGUACUGAGCCACAUAGAGGCAGCAUCCAUUCCCUAUGUAGCCAACACUUCUCUGUCUGCACUUGUCAAUGGAGGUGGUCUUUGCAGAGACAGUUCUUCAAAUAAAAGAGUUUUAAUCACUGGAGGAUCAGGAGGUGUUGGAACAUUUGCUAUUCAGCUGUUGAAGGCUUGGGGCGCCCACGUAACGGUCACCUGCUCUCAGAACGCCGUGGGUCUUGUUAGAGGGCUGGGAGCUGAUGAGGUGCUGGACUACACAGCAGGAGAUGUGGUUGAACAACUAGAAAUGAUGGAGAAAUUUGACGUUGUUUUUGACGGCGUGGGUGGGGACACAGAGGAGUGGGCGAUGGGCCUGCUAAAGCCCUGGUCUGGUGCAAAAUACGUCACACUGGUAACACCUUUGCUUCUCAACACCGACUCUAUGGGCCUUUUGGAUGGUACAUUGAAUGCUGGUUGCUCUCUGCAGAGCAAGGCCAUUCAGAAUUUAUUAUCCAGUGGAGUCUUCUAUAGGUGGGGAUUUUAUGCACCAGAUGGACCUGCCCUGGAUGAAGUCAGCAAGCUGGUAGAUGCAGGGAAGAUCCUGCCUGUUGUGGAGGCCCAGUUCUCAUUUACUCAGGUGCCUCAGGCUUUUCAGAAGCUCGAGAAGGGCCACGCCAGAGGGAAGACUGUAGUCAGGGUGGCUGAAGAGGACGACAGACAGACUGAAGAGCUGGUGCAGGACAGCAGCACGGAGACUGCAGAGUCAGUGCAAGAAACAGCCAAGCAAAGCUAAGUAGAGGAAAGCAGGUGCCUAGAGAGUUUCUGUUAUGAUCCUUCUCACCUCCCCUUCACCAUCAGCAGAGUCUGUUUUGUAGCAGACUGCAGUCGUGACCUGCGCUUGUAAUUAGAAGAUACCAGAAGUUGUAUCUCUUGUUAACGCGCCUUCUGUACUGUACUUGAAGUUUUCACAAAGUACUCGAGGUGUGCUGUGUUCAUCAUGGUGAAA
Molecule: messenger RNA, 1839 nt
Organism: Oreochromis niloticus (Nile tilapia)
Lineage: Eukaryota; Metazoa; Chordata; Actinopteri; Cichliformes; Cichlidae
Product: reticulon-4-interacting protein 1 homolog, mitochondrial
Exons: 9
Coding region: 322-1626 (434 amino acids)
Cellular component (GO): mitochondrion
Molecular function (GO): oxidoreductase activity; zinc ion binding
Source: RefSeq, a predicted model, not a curated record